This is a messenger RNA of Lithohypha guttulata, 1494 nucleotides long. RefSeq lists its product as uncharacterized. Lineage: Eukaryota; Fungi; Ascomycota; Eurotiomycetes; Chaetothyriales; Trichomeriaceae. The record is from RefSeq and is a predicted model, not a curated record. The coding region runs from base 1 to 1494 and encodes 497 amino acids. Gene Ontology annotation, molecular function: zinc ion binding; DNA binding. The transcript is spliced from 6 exons. Gene Ontology annotation, biological process: DNA-templated transcription.
AUGCCGGAUCCGAAUCCUGUAACAGCUUGGAAAUACACCUCAGCAUACUUUGACCAUGCGCUGGAUGCCGCGAUGGGAAUUGUGCAUCGGCCUACUUUUGAAGCUCAACUAAGACUAUAUCUGCAGGGCGCAUCUGCCGAUCAGGAUACGGCGUGGCAUGCGCUUCGUCACACGAUCUAUGCGUCAGGAUGCCGGAUAAUUCUUUCUGAAUCCCUCUCCUUUCACGAAGCCAACAAUACGGCAUGGUCAUACUUCGAAAACGCACUGGCACUACUUGCCGGGACAAUUUUGUUUCAAACAUCGAUUACUAGUAUUCAAGCUCUCACGGUGAUGGCUUACUAUUCCCAAAAUUUCGGAAGUCCUUGUCUGGAAUACAUGCUUUGCAACAAUGCUCUGGCCCUAGCUGUUGCUAAGGGAUUACAUCGUCAGCCAGCACCGGGCUGGAAUCUGUCGUCACAUGAACACUCACAAAGAAGUUCUCUAUUUUGGGCUCUUUACUGCCUGGAGAAGCAGAUCAUCAAGCAAUCGGGAAGACCGUCCAUUAUCGAUGACAGUGAGGUAACCUGCCCAAUUCCUAAGGCGCCUCUGCUCCAUGGGGCUUUCAACCUGAAAUAUGUGGAUAUCCUGAUUCAAUUAGCUCGGUUCUCAUCAACCAUAUCCAAACGCCUAUCUAGUAUCAGAGUCCUCCAGACAGGAGCACAAGAUUUGGCUAGAAUCGUUGCAGAGCUGGAUUGGCAGUUGCGGGAUCUUCGAACGAGACUGGAACCGGAGAUAUCCCUUGGCAAUCCAGUCAACCCAAAUCGACUGCCGACUGGCAUCAACCUGCAACAAACCGUCUACCUCAACUGCUUUUAUCAUACGACUAUGCUAGAUAUACACAACACGUUGACGUAUCCAUGGAGCAGAACCUUGCUUGGACUCGUGUCACAGCCUGUCCUUCGUGCCGAAGCAGAAAGAUCUUUCGUGUAUGUGGUGGAGACGUGCCAUGCUGCAAUGCUAACACUGCAUUACGUGCACAUCGAUGCUGCGACUCCAGUACCGCUCAGCUUUUUCACACCCAUCUACGUUUUGGUCAAUCUAUUUAUCUGCAUCUUACAGAAUCCCACACAUAACCAGAUUCCGCUGGCACUAUCUCUGAUGGAUUUAGGAGUUGGGUUUUUCACGCGAUUACAUAUCGCCACAAAUUCCACAGUAUCCAUGCAAUUUGCUAAAGAACUAGCGAGCCUCGCCCAAGGAGUCGCCGAAAAGGCCCGAAACAUUGCUACUUCAGGUGAAGACCACGAUCACGAGCUACCGGAAGUUGCUGAACAUGCUGUUCAAAACGAAGACGGACAGGGCGAACACGACCCAGAGCUUUCUUUCUGUGAUGAUAUGCAUAGGGAUAAUGACAUUUCUCGAGACGCUGACAUUGAGCAAUGGAGCACGCUCGUGCCUGCAGAUAUGGAUCUCGACGGGAUCAAUUUUGCAUUUCCUGGAGAGCUUCAUCACUACUAG